AUGACAGAUUUGUUUUCGAUCGCCCGUUGGUUUGGCAUACCAACAUAUGGAGGGAGACUUGCUUUCAUAUGGGCUUUAAUCUUGUUAGCCAUGCUGAUUGCUAUAGAAGUUGGUGCUAUUUGGAAACUUGGCCGACUUCUGGCAGGCUACGUUGUAAAUACUUCUGGGGGACUGGAACACAUGCUUAGUAUGAUGUCUGCUACAGGUUUCGAUUGUCGACCAGGAGAAUAUCUUCAAAGAUAUAUAUUAUCAUCACAUGGGUUCUUGGUGCAAUCCUAUGAGUACACCCUUUGGCUAGCCAUACCAAUAUUUAUUCUCAGCAAGUCAGCAACUAUUCUAUGGAACUUUCAAGAUUUGAUCAUCAUUUUGAUAAGCAUGGGAUUAGCGUCGCGAUACCACAGACUGAAUUCAUACGUGAAAUAUGUUGUUAGAUAUGAGAUACGUGCAAGGAAUGUGAAGAAGGUCAAAACAGAAUUCUAUUUCCACAUGAAUAUUUGGCGCAAAAUUCGACAAGCGUACGUACAACAAUCGGCUUUGGUACGAAAAGUCGACGGAAAAUUGGGUCCUUUAGUGCUAUUAUCCAAUUUAAACAACUUGUAUUUUAUUUGCUUACAACUCUUUUUGGGUAUACGACAAUUAGAUGGUUCGACAAUAAAUGUUAUAUACUACUUUUAUUCACUCGGCUGGUUGCUUUUUCGAGCGUGCAGUGUUGUGCUUGCUGCGGCUGACGUUAAUCUACACUCGAAACGAGCCUUGCCGUAUUUGUUCUCUUGUCCUAACACUGAGAGUAAUGUAGAGAUAAAAAGGCUUAAAAAUCAAUUAAGCCACGAUAAAGUGGUUUUAAGUGGAAUGGGCUUUUUCUGUUUGGAUCGACAGAAGCUUUUAGAGGUUCGU
This is a messenger RNA of Brenthis ino (lesser marbled fritillary), 894 nucleotides long. The record is from the annotation of a GenBank genome assembly. NCBI's taxonomy places the organism in Eukaryota, Metazoa, Arthropoda, Insecta, Lepidoptera, Nymphalidae.